Molecule: messenger RNA, 651 nt
Organism: Schistocerca serialis cubense
Lineage: Eukaryota; Metazoa; Arthropoda; Insecta; Orthoptera; Acrididae
Product: U1 small nuclear ribonucleoprotein A-like
Exons: 2
Coding region: 1-651 (216 amino acids)
Biological process (GO): mRNA splicing, via spliceosome
Cellular component (GO): U1 snRNP
Molecular function (GO): U1 snRNA binding
Source: RefSeq, a predicted model, not a curated record
AUGGGCAUUCGGCCAUGUCACACUAUCUACAUCGACAAUCUGAACGAGAAGAUUAAGAAAGAUGAUUUGAAGAAGUCAUUAUGUGCAAUUUUCUCGCAGUUUGGGCAGAUUCUUGACACCGUUGCAUUGAAAACAUUGAAAAUGCGUGGACAAGCAUUUGUGACAUUUAAAGAUAUUAGUUCCGCUACGAAUGCUCUUCGUUCUACGCAAGGUUUUCCAUUUUACGAUAAGCCGAUGCGAAUGCAGUAUUCAAAAACUGACUCAGAUAUCAUUGCUAAGAUGAAAGGUACGUUUGCAGAGAGGCCUAGAAAGGCUAACCGUGUUCCGGCAGCUGAGGAAACUCCAGACUCCAAGAAAGCUAAGCGCAAAGCAGCAAAUGAAAAUGCUCGCUUGAUGGGAGCGGGACCAGGAGCAGCGACAACGGUCCUCGGGGCAGCUGAACAACCUCCAAACCAAAUCCUGUUCUUCACCAACCUGCCUGAUGAGACAAGUGAAAUGAUGUUAUCGAUGUUGUUCAAUCAGUUCGGAGGAUUCAAGGAAGUGAGACUGGUACCCAAUCGUCAUGAUAUUGCUUUUGUAGAAUUUGAAAAUGAAUUGCAGAGUGCAGCAGCAAAGGACGCGCUACAGGGUUUCAAAAUUACUGUCACAUGA